UAUUAGAGCGACUGAGUGGCGACCCGGAGCCGAGACUGACGGACACGAACUAUGGAGGCCAACAGGGGGCAGGUGAACCAUGAACUCUCCAAGCUGUUUAAUGAGCUGUGGGACGCGGACGUGAACCGGAUGAAGGCCGGGAAGGAUUAUCGGAUCUCCUUGCAGGGUAAAGCAGGGUACGUACCCGCCCGCUCCAACCAGGCCAAGGACAGCGCCUCGUACCCGCUCUUCCAGUUCGUCGAUGAGGAGAAGCUGAAGAGCAAAAAGACGUUUGCAACCUUCAUUUCCCUGCUGGACAAUUAUGAGAUGGACACGGGGGUGGCCGAGGUUGUGACUCCGGAGGAAAUCGCUGAAAACAACAACUUCCUGGACGCCAUUCUGGAAACCAAAGUGAUGAAGAUGGCACAUGACUACCUGGUGAGGAAGAACCAAGCCAAACCCUCCCAGAAUGACUUCAAGGUCCAACUGUACAGCAUCUGGUUCCAGCUGUACUCCCGGGCCCCAGGGAGCAGGCCCGAUUCGUGCGGCUUUGAGCACGUGUUUGUGGGAGAAUCUAAGAGAGGGAAGGAGAUGAUGGGGCUUCACAACUGGGUCCAGUUUUACCUUCAGGAGAAGAGGAAGAACAUUGACUACAAAGGAUACGUGGCUCGGCAGAACAAGAGUCGGCCGGAUGAAGAUGAUCAGGUGUUGAACCUGCAGUUCAGUUGGAAGGAGAUGGUGAAACCCGUCGGCAGCAGCUUCAUUGGCGUCAGCCCGGAGUUCGAAUUCGCCCUUUACACCAUCGUCUUCCUCGCGUCUCAGGCGAAGAUGAGCAGAGAAGUCAUUCGGUUGGAAGAAUACGAACUGCAGAUCGUCGUCAAUCGCCACGGCCGUUAUAUAGGGACCGCCUACCCUGCCCUCCUGAGCACCAAUAACCCAGAUCUGUACUGAGGGGCGGGGCCAGAGGCCGCAGCCUGUUGCCAGCCAAUCAGCUUGGGUAAAUUUACUGCGGAUAUGCACCAAUGCAACAACAAUGCAAACUCUACACUGGUUGCCAUGGAAACAAGCCAGUGUGAUUUUUGCACCCAUGCCAGUUACUAACCUGCUGCCUCUUUUACAGCAGAACAAAUGUGAAAGUUCUGUAUUGUACAUUUACUUGAUAUUAAUUGGGGGGAUUUGUUUUCUCUCCAGCCUAUAUUUGACAUGUUUACCAAGGAAUGGACGACUCCCUGUGCCUUUCUAAAUGCAUUUAUUUUGUUUGAAAUGCUGUGUGCUUUGCCUUUAAACAUUAAAAGUCAAUGAGACUAUUGUAUCCAA
This is a messenger RNA of Xenopus laevis (African clawed frog), 1296 nucleotides long. It is a transcript of the gene endoul.S, whose product is annotated as endonuclease, poly(U) specific like S homeolog. Gene Ontology annotation, molecular function: RNA endonuclease activity. Gene Ontology annotation, cellular component: nucleus. The record is from RefSeq and is marked validated. The coding region runs from base 52 to 930 and encodes 292 amino acids. Lineage: Eukaryota; Metazoa; Chordata; Amphibia; Anura; Pipidae. The transcript has 7 exons.